GCAAAACACCCUGUUGCAAAGUUCCAAGGCUGCAUUGCUCUAGCAAGCCGCCUUCUAUUUAUCUUGGUUUGCGAUAAAAGCUUUCAAUUUGGUCAACUCUGAGAACUUUGAGAACCUUGGGAUUCUUGGGACGUUUCGCGCCGUCGCAGACCGAGCGACUGGCAUCAAUCAUGUCGACACAACGACCCGAGUUUAUCAAGUUCACAGGGCACAAGUCCUUCGCCCUGCGCCUCGUGCUUUCGACCCUCACGGGCCGGCCGAUACAUAUCUCGAAGAUCAGAUCCUCGUCGCCCACCAACCCCGGCCUCGCUCCUCACGAGGUCUCGCUGCUCCGACUCCUCGAGGCUGUCACAAAUGGCAGCUCCAUGCAGAUCUCGUACACAGGUACGACAAUAACAUACCAGCCGGGUCUCAUUACUGGUGCAGCCCCAGGCUUCGGCGCAACGGGCGACGGAGAUGUCGUCGAGCAUCAGCUGCCGGCUACAUGCACGCGAGGAGUCACAUACUUCCUCCUCCCGCUGUGUCUGCUUGCACCGUUUUCGAAAGCGCACAUGAACGUCCGUCUCACUGGACCCGGCGUAAUCACCGCGGCGACCGACGCAGGCGAUCUGAGUGUCGACUCUUUCCGGACUGGUUUGCUGCCAAUGUUCGACCUUUUCGGAAUACCAACGGCACGGAUAGAAUUGCGGGUUCUGCAAAGAUCUUGUGCUGGUCCGAGGGGAGUCGGUGGUGCGGGUGUGGUGGAGCUGAGAUUCGCCAGUCAGGUCCGGCUGCCCAAGACAUUACAUCUCAACAGAAGCCCUGGCAGGAUAAAACGCAUACGCGGUGUGGCGUAUGCGACCGGCGUGUCUGCAUCAAAUAACGCUCGCAUGAUUCACUCGGCGCGAGAAGUCCUGAAUCAGCUGGUGUCGGACAUCCACAUCGCUGCCCAGUACGACCAGGCGCCACUCACGCCAACAAAAGACGGAGGCAAGAGGAGAAUGGGCAUCGGCUUUGGCCUGAGCUUGGUUGCAGAAUCGAGCGCCGUGGGUGUCUUGUACACCGCAGACGUGGUUGCGCCCGCGACAGGAGGUGUCGUUCCUGAAGACAUCGGCAAAAAGUGCGCCUACCAACUAUUGGAGACGAUAAGUCGUGGUGGUUGUGUUACGGGCACCGCAGCUCCUAUAGUUUUGUCCCUCAUGGCCAUGGGCUCCGAGGACGUUGGCCGUCUUCGACUUGGCAGAGAGACAAUCGGCACUGAAGAACUCAUUGGAUUGGCGAGAGAUUUGAAGAGCUUUGGAAUGAGCAGCUGGGGGCUCCGGGAUGUGGAUGAGGAUGAUGAGACAGACGACAUUGUCAUCUCAGUCAAGGGCACAGGGGUUGGAAAUGUUGGCCGGAAAAUAGCGUAAUGCUCGAUAAUGAUAUCCCCCUUUCACGAUUUGCAC
Molecule: messenger RNA, 1424 nt
Organism: Microdochium trichocladiopsis
Lineage: Eukaryota; Fungi; Ascomycota; Sordariomycetes; Xylariales; Microdochiaceae
Product: RNA 3'-terminal phosphate cyclase/enolpyruvate transferase
Exons: 1
Coding region: 171-1388 (405 amino acids)
Biological process (GO): ribosome biogenesis; endonucleolytic cleavage of tricistronic rRNA transcript (SSU-rRNA, 5.8S rRNA, LSU-rRNA)
Cellular component (GO): nucleolus
Molecular function (GO): RNA endonuclease activity
Source: RefSeq, a predicted model, not a curated record